This is a messenger RNA of Ilex paraguariensis (yerba mate), 832 nucleotides long. The record is from the annotation of a GenBank genome assembly. NCBI's taxonomy places the organism in Eukaryota, Viridiplantae, Streptophyta, Magnoliopsida, Aquifoliales, Aquifoliaceae.
GCUUUGUAGAAACCCCAAAAGUGAAAUAUAGAAGAAAAAAUGACACCUUCCACAGACCUGUAGUACUUUCCUGGAAGAUUGUAUUAUAGGUAAAAGAAUAAAGCUCUGAAAGACUGUUUGGUUUCCGAGAAAAAGAACAUGGCUACAGGUUUUCCUGAUGGGAUAAUGUCCCAGAACGUUGGCCAGUCGCCGAGGACUAAGUGUCCAGCUCCAUUUUUAUCAAAGACUUAUAAUCUUUUGGAGGAGGAAGAGGAGAGAGCUGGAAGAGAAGCGGUUGAGAAUGGUAGUGGUGGCCGGAGAAUCGUGUCGUGGAAUUCCGAUGGGAAUGGGUUUGUUGUGUGGUCUCCGGCAGAGUUCUCGGAGCUCAUGUUGCCUAGAUACUUCAAGCACAAUAACUUCUCUAGCUUUGUUCGUCAGCUUAAUACUUAUGGUUUCAAGAAAACAGCAUCGAAACGAUGGGAAUUCCAGCAUGAGAAGUUCCAUAAGGGUUGUAGACAUCUUCUUAUGGAGAUCAGCAGGAAGAAAUGCGAACCUAGCGCCUUUCCGGCAUUCCUAAAAGCAUCGGAAGAGAACGCAGCGUCGACAGCCAUGGGGGAAAACAAUCAUCUUCUACUCAUGGAAGAGAACAAGAACCUGAGGAGAGAGAGACUGGAACUAGAAAUGCAGAUAGCCCAUUUCAAAGCUUUGGAGAUUAAGUUGUUGGAGUGUCUAUCUCAACAGAUGGGUAAUUAUCCAAGCAAAGUUAGGAGGAUAUGUUAGAGGAUGAGUGAAAAGAGAAAAGAGAAAUGAUAAGGAGUUUUUUUCUUUUCUCUUGUACGUAGCCUUUGAUCAU